GCUUCUUCGCCAAACCUAUAAAUAGGGCUCUGCAGCAUUCUCUGAUCCCAUAAAAUUAAAUUACGCUCGAGGAAUAUAUUCUCCAAUAACACCAUAAAAAGGAGAAGAGGGCGAUGCCGGAGAAGUCGAUGGACGAGGUGAUGGAGGCGGCUGCCGGCGCUCACUUCAGCGGGCUCCGCCUCGACUCACUCCGCCUCUCCUCCCCCUCCACCCCUUCCUCCCCUUCCUCCGCCAGGGCUUCCCAGGUCCUUUCCCCCGAAUCUGCUUCCUCCGCCGCCGCCCCGAGGCAGCCCUUCCUCAUCGGGGUUUGUGGGGGUACGGCUUCCGGGAAGACCACCGUCUGCGACAUGAUCAUCCAGCAGCUUCACGAUCACCGUGUCGUUCUCGUGAAUCAGGAUUCAUUUUACCGUGGCCUAACUGGUGAAGAAUCUAAGCAUGUCCAGGACUACAAUUUUGAUCAUCCUGAUGCCUUUGAUACUGAACAACUUCUAGAGUGCAUGGGAAAGCUCAAGAGUGGGCAUUCUGUCAAUGUUCCCAUAUAUGAUUUUAAGAAUCAUCGGCGUUGUUCUGAAUCUUUCAGAAAGGUAAAUGCAUCAGAUGUCAUUAUUUUGGAGGGCAUCCUAGUUUUUCAUGAUCCUCAAGUCCGUAACUUGAUGGACAUGAAGAUUUUUGUUGAUACAGAUGCUGAUAUAAGGCUUGCCCGAAGAAUAAGGCGUGAUACAGUUGAGAGAGGUAGAGAUGUCAGCUCAGUGCUUGAGCAGUAUGGAAGGUUUGUGAAGCCUGCUUUUGAUGAUUUUGUUCUUCCAUCGAAGAAAUAUGCUGAUGUGAUCAUACCACGUGGAGGUGAUAACCACGUUGCAAUAGAUCUUAUUGUACAGCAUAUACGGACAAAGCUUGGUCUGCAUGACUUGUGCAAAAUCUAUAAUAAUGUGUAUGUUAUUCAGUCAACGUUCCAGAUACGAGGAAUGCAUACACUUAUUCGUGAUAGGGACAUAACAACACCUGACUUUGUAUUCUAUUCAGAUCGUCUUAUACGGCUGGUUGUGGAGCAUGGUCUUGGUCAUUUGCCAUUUACUGAGAAGCAAGUGGUCACCCCUACAGGAUCUGUAUACAUGGGAGUUGACUUUUGUAAGAAACUCUGUGGAGUGUCUAUUGUCCGAAGUGGCGAAAGCAUGGAAAACGCCCUGCGGGCAUGUUGUAAGGGAAUAAAGAUUGGUAAAAUUCUCAUCCAUCGUGAUGGAGACAAUGGUAAACAGCUCAUAUAUGAGAAGCUGCCUAAGGAUAUCUCUGAACGGCAUGUUCUACUUUUAGAUCCUGUUCUUGGUACAGGUAACUCAGCUAACCAAGCAAUAGAGCUCCUCAUACAGAAAGGAGUUCCUGAGAGCUGGAUAAUUUUCCUCAACCUCAUCUCGGCACCUGAGGGGAUUCAUUGUGUUUGUAAAAGGUUCCCUUCAGUGAAGAUAGUCACCUCGGAGAUCGAUGUGGCACUGAACGAGGAUUUUCGAGUUAUUCCAGGGUUGGGCGAGUUUGGCGAUCGAUAUUUCGGCACUGACAACUGACAGAACAUCAUCGGCUAUCGAUUUGUGUCUCAUUAUAUGAUUUAAGUGCAGACGAGAAUAUAUUUAACAACCUACUACUCAACAUAAAAAAUUACAAUUUAUAAAUUAUUUUCUUCGCAUUAAUACCCUGAGCAAAGAUACUCAUACUGUAAGAUUGUGUGGUAUGCGUUGGGGAAAUCAGCCUUCUACAAUUUGAUGAAUGCAUCACCUAAUAGAGUGAUCCAUACCAAUGUAA
Musa acuminata subsp. malaccensis (wild Malaysian banana) is the source of this 1794-nucleotide messenger RNA. Its product is annotated as uridine/cytidine kinase UKL1, chloroplastic. NCBI's taxonomy places the organism in Eukaryota, Viridiplantae, Streptophyta, Magnoliopsida, Zingiberales, Musaceae. Gene Ontology annotation, molecular function: kinase activity; ATP binding. The record is from RefSeq and is a predicted model, not a curated record. Gene Ontology annotation, cellular component: cytoplasm; chloroplast.